UGUCAAUUCUAGCUUGUAUGACUGGUAAAUAUGCAGCUCAGCAUUCGCCUAAAAUCACCAGUCCUAAAAAAUCUAAAUCAAAGAGCAAGACAAUAUGGCCUGCUUCUGGGGAAGGAAGGUAUCUCCAAAGAAGACACAAGAAAGACGCAUUUUUAUUCCAAAAGAGCCCCAAAAAAUCCUCUAAAGCAAACAUCUCCAUCCAAAAAUCCUUUAACAUUUCCUAUGCCAGUCGAAUGAAGUCCAAGACUCAGAGAGGAGUGAAGCCUUGAGACACUAUAUUUCUCCCUAAGAAGCCUAUAGAGCCUGUAGAAUUCCCUAAACUAAAAGAACAAGACCAGGGUCAAGACCAAAUCUUAAAAACCCAUUCUUCCCAAAAGCUAUUCCCUACACUGUGAAGUUCCUUCACGAAGAAAUCUUUUACUAGCCACGAGGUGAAGGAGGACAAAGAGUUUAUAAAGAAGUUUGUGAAUAAGCAGAAUAAGAUUAAUAAAAUUAUGAGCAAGACGUAUAAGAAUAUGAGAAAUGAUUUUGAAAUUGAUCAAAAGAAAGCGAUUGUUCAGGCUCAACGGUGAAGUCGGGAAAUUUGAGAUGAAGAAAAUUGGAAAACUCUUGAACCAAAUUAUAUCGUUAAUAUAGAAACGAAGUAAUUUAUGUCUUUCAUAUAUAUAGCUCCACGUGCUCCUGUUAAUACUCCUAAUACUUCUAUUCCUCUUUCCUCGUCCAAAAUUACAAAAAAUCCGAACUAAAUCAUUUCUUCCAAAAAAGCGUAGCCCAAUCCUUAAAAUAAGUCCUCUAAAAGUCAAAAAGCUAUUUCAAAAAGAUUUUAAGACUCCUUUUACAAACGAUUUCAUCCAGAAAUCUCAGUCAAACUCUCUCACUCCAAUUCAAAGUCAAAGAGAGAUCGAUUUACAGCACUCAAAAGCACUUAAAUCUCAUUGGAAUCACCUUCUCCCCAAGAAAUCACCUUCAGUAUUUUCUUCUUCAGAUCUGCAAAGCUCAAAUAAUUUAAUCCCAAUGCUAACUACUCAGCAACCAAAAAUGUACUGUAUAAAGGAGAAAUUGUCUAAGAAAGCAGAGACACAGAGAGAAUGGGCAGCCAAGCUGGGGACUGGCCCCAGCUUAGGGGCUCAUAGCUCUCUAUCAUCUUUGAAGGCCUUUUCUACAAGACAGCCGAUCCGUUUGAAGAACAGCAAGGUAUCAAAAGAAGGAGCACUUCUGAGUCAUAAGGAAUUCAAGUUUGAUUCUGCCAAGGAUCGAAAUCGGCUGAGCCUUGAUAUUUCAAAACUGAUUAAUUACUGUUCACCCUAAGUGCUCUCAAUAACUAAAGUUGUCAAGAUUCAAU
Messenger RNA from Moneuplotes crassus, 1342 nucleotides. NCBI's taxonomy places the organism in Eukaryota, Ciliophora, Spirotrichea, Euplotida, Euplotidae. The record is from the annotation of a GenBank genome assembly.